Messenger RNA from Zootermopsis nevadensis, 783 nucleotides. Lineage: Eukaryota; Metazoa; Arthropoda; Insecta; Blattodea; Termopsidae. The record is from RefSeq and is a predicted model, not a curated record.
AUGCAUCUGGCUAUCUGCUGGGACCUGAAGCCACUGAAAGAGGAAGACGAGCCUCGCCCCUCGCCCCACAUAGAUGGGAGCAACGGCAGCGCCGCUCCAGCGGUGUUCGCCCUAGUGCAUCAGCCACCUCCUGACCACGGCACCAAGGAGGGCUGUGGAACCAAAGAGCACUGCGACACCAAGGAGGGCUGUGGAACACCAGAGGGUUGUGACACUCCACCAGAUAAGAGAGAAAAUGUCUUCACCGUAAUCCCCAAGAAUGCUUGGGUUGAGACCAAGGAGAAUAGCAGCCCCAAUGUGGGAAGUGCCCACAGGAAAAAUGGCAGAGCCAAAGCCGGAGCUCACACACCUGCAACACUAGGGCGUCUGAAGGAGCACAAGAGCUCCCCCAACCUCUUGAUGCCAAGCCACAAACCGGCCAAGCGCCUGCUGGGAGCACGCCCCUGUGUAGCCUGUGAGCUCAAGCAGCCAUCCCCACAGUACCGCCCCCGGUCUGAGUAUAAGAUGGCCUUCAAAGCAGGAAAACCCAACAAUAGCAUGAACAGCAUCGUCAACACUCGUCCACAGACAACCGCUGCCAAGCGGAUGCAUGUGCCCAAACCUCGCGUGCCCUUUGCCAAGAGGAGUUACUCUAUCGACACUUUGAUGCCUCCUUUCAGUCUGUGGCCUGGUCACACAGAGCAAUGCUAUCCAGAGCACUGGAGGCUUGCUUCUGUGUACCAGCAUGCCUACAAGCCGGUGGAAGCAAGGAGGAAGCCCCUUCUGGCCAGUGUCUACCAAUAA